UGAGGUACAUACAAAAAAUCGAGCUGGAGUGCGGUGGAAAAAAUAUUGAUUAAUUAAUAUCUGCCAUAAGACAGAUAUAUUUAUUUCGCCGAUAUGACUGAUCAACGGGGGACUAGAGUUUAUGUUGGAAAUUUAACUGAUAAGGUUAAAAAGGAUGACUUGGAAGGCGAGUUCACAAAGUACGGCAAGCUAAAUUCUGUAUGGAUUGCAUUUAAUCCGCCCGGAUUUGCCUUUGUUGAAUUUGAGCAUCGUGACGAUGCCGAAAAGGCAUGUGACAUUUUGAAUGGAUCAGAACUGUUGGGCUCUCAAUUACGCGUUGAAAUUUCCAAGGGUCGUCCCCGGCAAGGCAGACGCGGCGGACCUGGUGACAGAGGACGCCGUGGCGAUGUGGGCAGACACAGUAUAACAAACAGCAGUGGCGGAUUCAGACAACAGCGUGGUUCCAGUAGCUCCAGCAGUCGCCACGGCGAGCGAGGGUACAGCUCCGGCCGCUCUAAUACUGGCUAUGGCGGCAAUAGCAGGGAUGGUGGCAGCAACGGCUUCAGUCGUCGCGAUAUCUACAGUGGAUCCCGUGAGAGCAACCGUUACGGCGGAAGCACCAGUUCCAGCAACAGUCGGAACGGCGGACAAGGUGGAGGACGUUUUAGAUCCCGUUCACCAGUCAUGUAUCAUCGAUUUUAAUGAUAGCGCAGCAAUAAGAAGCCGUUAAUAAAAAUGAUGAAUAUUAAACGUUUAUGCGAAACUGAAACUGAUGCGAUUCUGCUAUCAUCAUUAAGCAUUGCUAAUAUGUACAUACAUACAUAUAUUAAUAUCAUUAAGGAAAUAUGAUCUUUUAAAUAUAUUUCUAUGCUAGGACAUCAGCUUUGGUAUCAAAA
This is a messenger RNA of Drosophila innubila, 875 nucleotides long. RefSeq names its product RNA-binding protein Rsf1 (gene Rsf1). The coding region runs from base 94 to 681 and encodes 195 amino acids. The transcript has a single exon. The record is from RefSeq and is a predicted model, not a curated record. Gene Ontology annotation, molecular function: RNA binding. Lineage: Eukaryota; Metazoa; Arthropoda; Insecta; Diptera; Drosophilidae. Gene Ontology annotation, cellular component: nuclear speck. Gene Ontology annotation, biological process: mRNA splicing, via spliceosome.